ACCAUAAACAUGACAUCACUCGCCCCCAUAACCACCCUCUCUCACGCCUCCGAUACCCAUCUCAAAACAACCCUCGACCUUCUUUUCGAGCCCUCACCCCCUCUUCAUGCCCUAGCUCUACCCGUCCUGAAAUCCACCGUCUUCCCCUCCUACACCAUCCUCGCCAGCGCCAUCCAAUCCCAACUAAUCGCACUAGCCUCCUCCUCAGCGCCCGAAGACGCGCAGAAGCUCUCCGACAUCUUGUCUUCGCACCCGCGGCUAGGCGAGAAGAAAGUCGAGAGUGCCCAGAGCAGGGCUGAGCAGGCUCAGCUACAGCAAGGUGCCGAGGAGGAGAAGCAGCGACUUGCCGAGUUGAACAGAGAGUACGAGGAGAGGUUCCCCGGCUUGAGAUAUGUCGUCUUCGUGAACGGCCGUCCUCGUCCCAUCAUCAUGGAGAACAUGCGGGCACGCAUAGACCGCGGCGACAUCCAGGCCGAGCGUUUGGAAGCCAUCCAGGCCAUGUGCGAUAUAGCUAUCGAUCGAGCGACCAAAUUGCAGAAGGACUGAAGAUUUGUAAAAAAAAAAUAAACAUGAUCUCCUUAUCUUUUUAAGGUGGUGUGUGUGUGUGUGUGUGUGUGUGCGUAACUAUUCUGAGGACAAUAGUGUAUGUCGAGACCGUAAGGAAACUCCUCUUAUUUACACAAUAUGCAGCCUCUACGUGUUGCGCACAGACUACCGAGACUCGCCGAUGUAAACAUGUAUACGUUAAUGUCUCACAAAUGAAUAGCAGAACAGACGACAGUACUGACAUAUCUAAAAGCAAGAAACAUGAAGAGAAACUUGUGAACAAGACUGCAUGAAAACAUGGCGGUAUGCACAUGUGUACAUGUACGACAGAUUGAUUCAAUUCACAUGUACGUAUAUAGAAAUCAGAAGCACUAUAGUCCUCCCGGAAACUUUUGCCUAUCCGAUUCCCAGACCCCGAGAACUU
Messenger RNA from Periconia digitata, 970 nucleotides. The record is from the annotation of a GenBank genome assembly. NCBI's taxonomy places the organism in Eukaryota, Fungi, Ascomycota, Dothideomycetes, Pleosporales, Periconiaceae.